UCAUGUGAACUUGAAACGGUGGAUGAACAUUCCCCAACAAUGACAGUGGCCAUGUUGCAAGAUAAUAAAAUAGCGAAAGAGCAAAUGUUGGACUAUUUAAUUUUUAAAUCUUAAAACCCAACUAAGCCAAUCUACUUUUACGCAAAACACCUCUCCUGGUGCUUACUGAGAAAGUUGUGAACAUACGGCUGUCCACGUCACUGUCACCUCUCAACCAAUGGAAAUCGUGUCCGACAGCGGUAUAAAUAGAGGAGCGAGGAACUUACGGCCGUUAGAUCGCUACACCUAGAAGCUGUGGAUACAUUUUUUUCCUGCGGUCAUUGUGGACGCACGGAACUUGGAAACUUUUAUGAACUAAUGAUCUAAGAGCUUUGCCUUUCUUAACCACGGAUUUAUACUUCUGAAAACCACCACCAUGAGUUCCAGACGGGAUACUUCAAAAGGGACAAACAGAUCCCUGAAGCCAGUGAUAGAGAAGAAGAGGAGAGAUCGAAUAAAUCAGAGUCUGGACGAGUUGCGGACACUGCUCCUGAGCCACACGCUGGACACGAGGCUUCAGAACCCAAAGCUGGAGAAGGCAGAGAUCCUGGAGCUGACUGUGGAGUACAUCCGAAACAAAACUAACAGAGAGACAGCUCGCCGCAGCAGAGAUGUAGGGGUCCCUGUGCAGCCUGGUGAUGGGGUCCCCCCGGUUCCGGGCCCCUGUGCUGAGGGGGCGCCCCCCGUCUCCAGUUGCCUGUACUCGGCUGGGUUCCAGCAGUGCGUCUCCCGCCUCAGCACCUUCAUGGACUGCGUUAACCCCGCCCAGAGGCAGAGCCUCGUCCGGGGGCUCCAGCACUACCUGGGACCCCCCAGCCCCCCCCACCUGGAGGCGGCGUAUCACCCCGAAAAUGGCCCUCUCUACCCCGUCCUGCACCCGCCGCCCAGCCAAACCCUGACCCACCCAUACCCGUCUCCGCCCUACUCCCUGUCUCCUCCCCCCUCCCCCUGCUACACCAACGCCUCUCCCAACUUCCUGUCUGCCACGGGUCACUUCCUCUUCCCUCCCAAUCUCUCCCCCCUCUCCUGUGACUCCUCCUCCUCCUCCUCCACUUCACCUCAGCCCCUCCCAAGCCUCUGCCCCGCCUUCCCCUUACUGGUGGCCCCGCCCCUUCCCCCGUCGGCUCCGCCCACCCCUCACCUGCCAACCGCGCUCCUCUCUCCAGCCAAGAGGGGGCAGCGGGGAGCCCUGAGGCGGGAGUUAUUCCCCCUCCCAGCCAGCGCCGUGUGGAGGCCCUGGUCCUGAAUCCCCAAAUCCCCCCCCAAUAAAUCUGCAGGAUGACAAGUCUGCAUCGCCCUCCCGCUAUGACUGAGGGUUCAGAAUGUUCCGGAAGAACGGGCAAUCCCGAGCAGGAAGGAGUGACGUCCGCCCGCCAGCAGGAGGAGAGAAGACCAGGCGCGAACGCAGCGGUACCGCCACCGCGACUGCGUGCCGCCGCUGAGCGGGGCCCGCGCUAAGGGUGUGGCUGGGCGUGGCCGUGGGGGGCAUUACAGCCUGGCUGUUCCCCCCAAAACUGCCCCAGUGGGUUGAGCCUCUAAGGCCUUAUGGCUGGAGGAAGAGAGAAACAGCGCCACAGGACAGUGCUACACAGAGUCUGAAUAGUUCCACAUCCCUCUGUCUCUGUGUCUCACCUGUUUCUCUGUGGCCUUACCUGAGAAAAUGACUGAUUAUACUUGCCUUUACUGUAAAUAAGUACAUAAAUCUAUAUCUGUAUAUUUUAUAUUUAAAGAGUAAACUUGUAAAUGCACUGUAAAUAAUUUCAAUAAAUUUAUAUUUCCUUA
Molecule: messenger RNA, 1821 nt
Organism: Anguilla rostrata (American eel)
Lineage: Eukaryota; Metazoa; Chordata; Actinopteri; Anguilliformes; Anguillidae
Gene: her1
Product: hairy-related 1
Exons: 4
Coding region: 416-1285 (289 amino acids)
Biological process (GO): regulation of neurogenesis; regulation of transcription by RNA polymerase II; anterior/posterior pattern specification
Cellular component (GO): nucleus
Molecular function (GO): protein dimerization activity; DNA-binding transcription factor activity, RNA polymerase II-specific; RNA polymerase II cis-regulatory region sequence-specific DNA binding
Source: RefSeq, a predicted model, not a curated record